AUGCCCCGAAGACUAGACGCUGACCCGCAUUUCAAUCAAGUCCAGAUCAUUGGUUACAUCGGCCGCUGCAUGGCACACAGUAACACAACUACAAUGGGACCGUACAUUGUCGCCAACAUGUUCAUUCUGCUCAGUCCUACGCUCUUCGCCGCAACUAUCUACAUGACCCUUGGUCGAGUCAUUCGUCGGGUUCGAGGAGAACACCUUUCUCCCAUUCGGGUCUCACGUCUCACAAAAACAUUUGUCUGGUUCGAUGUGUUGUCCUUCGUUGUCCAGGGAAAUUCCUCAUCCCUCUCAGUUUUGGGAUACCCCCAGUGGGGAAAAGUAUGCGUUAUUGCCGGUUUGGUAAUUCAACUCAUCUCGUUUUCCCUCUUCUGGGUGACAGCCAUCAAGUUUGCAAAGCGCCUUCGUCACUCACCCACCCCCGAGUGUCUCAAGCCUGGUGUUCCCUGGCAACGAGCAAUGCAUAUGCUAUAUGGUGUUAGUGCUCUCAUUUUGCUCCGCUCUAUUUUCCGGAUCAUUGAGUAUGUCAUGGACAAUGAUGGUUAUCCUCUUAAGCAUGAGUGGACAUUGUCCUUUCAGAGUCAAAAUAUGCAGCGAAUUCUUUCCUCCGAGUCUAGUGUCCAAAGUGCUAGUCCCAACAUAAUGGGCCUCUCCCCAUCGUUAUGCUCGGCUAAGGCCUUUUCAUAUCCUCAUAUACCAGGCGCCAAAGUGUUAUCACUGCAAGCUUCACAAGUUUCAAAUGUAUCCAAGUACAUCCCUGAGUGGUACUACUACAAUCAUGGCGGCGUGAAAGCUCAAAAUCUCAACUUCUGCAAUAUCACAGUGACAUACAAACACACCGCUAAAAAUGACACUAUCAACGUUGGCGUCCUUCUACCCAGUGAUUCCUGGAACGAGCGACUACAAGGAAUCGGAGGAAACGGCUACACGGCUGGGCUCACAUCCAUAACCGCAUAUGGAAUGAUCGCAGCAGCUGCCGAAGGAUACGUCGCCAUUUCAACCGAUGGCGGGCACACAACCGACGACCCUGCGGACUGGGGCCUUCUGGAAAACGGAAUGCCGGACUACGAUACCAUUUACGACUUUGCCAUUGCUUCUCUCGGCGAUGCCGCAAUCAUCGGAAAGAGCUUAGCAGAGAGCGCAUAUGGAUCGAAACCCAAAUACUCUUAUUGGACUGGGUGCUCACAAGGCGGCCGACAAGGUCUGGCGCUUGCCCAGCAAUAUCCCGAAGCAUAUGAUGGUAUCGUUGCUUCUGCUCCGGCAAUAAAUUGGCCACAACUUUCGUUGGGAGGAUACUGGGCUCAAUUUGUUAUGAACCAGCUUGAUGAAUAUCCAUUUUCUUGCGAGCUCAACGCUGUGACAAAUGCUGCACUCUCCGCCUGCGACAGCGCUGACGGUGUCGUGGAUGGUAUAAUCUCGGACCCGGAUUCAUGUGCCUUUGAUCCGUUUGCUUUAGUGGGAACUCAAAUUGGCUGCAGUGACACCGGAUCGCAGUUGAGAAUCUCGACUGCCACUGCGAAGAUUGUUAAUGCUACCUGGACAGGAGCGCGAGACUCACAGGGCAACUUCUUGUGGUAUGGCUUCAAUCCCGGGACUGCCCUGACAGGAGUAAAUACACCGGCAAAUACAAAAUGUAACAACGAGACAUGCACUAUGGUAUCCAACCAGCUGUAUGAUCGAUGGGCUCAGGUGUUUAUCGAGCACAAUCUGAACUUCACCUUAACGAACAUCACCCACCAAACAUAUGACCACCUUUUCCGAAAGUCUGUCCAGCAAUGGAAUUCGGUAUUUGGAACGAAUAACCCAGAUUUGUCGAAAUUCCGUGACGCUGGGGGUAAGAUGCUUACAUAUCAUGGCCUGAUGGACGAGGUAAUCCCUUCCAAUGGAACGAGGUCAUACUACGAGGCGGUGACUGCCGGCGACUCGAAUGUUCAUGAGUACUAUAAGUUGUUCGAAGCACCAAUGAUGGGGCACUGCUAUGGCACUAAAGGAGGAUAUCCUUCUACCAUGUUCGAUAGCCUUGUUGCUUGGGUCGAGUCUGGCAAUGCUCCUACGAGUCUUCCAGUGAAAUACUCCCCAAAAGAUGGGAAGACAUAUGACAGAAUUCUGUGCCCAUACCCCCAACGAGCGAAGUACAAAGGUACUGGGGAUGUAACAUCUGCCGAUGCAUUCUAUUGCGCAGAAUGA
Molecule: messenger RNA, 2190 nt
Organism: Penicillium expansum
Lineage: Eukaryota; Fungi; Ascomycota; Eurotiomycetes; Eurotiales; Aspergillaceae
Product: Tannase/feruloyl esterase
Exons: 3
Coding region: 1-2190 (729 amino acids)
Cellular component (GO): membrane
Source: RefSeq, a predicted model, not a curated record